Seriola aureovittata is the source of this 6187-nucleotide messenger RNA. RefSeq names its product ataxin-1-like. The transcript has 4 exons. Lineage: Eukaryota; Metazoa; Chordata; Actinopteri; Carangiformes; Carangidae. Bases 802 to 3303 code for a protein of 833 amino acids. Gene Ontology annotation, biological process: negative regulation of transcription by RNA polymerase II; nervous system development. The record is from RefSeq and is a predicted model, not a curated record. Gene Ontology annotation, molecular function: RNA binding; protein binding. Gene Ontology annotation, cellular component: nucleus.
AGAGAGAGAGUGAGAGAGAGAGACAGAGAGAGAGAGAGAGAAGCAGCCAGGCGGAGAGGGAGCUGGCGGUCUGGUGGCCUUGCAUAACACACGUUGAAGCAGCCUUGCACGCAGGACUUGCUGUGAGCUUCAGCAGUGGGGAACUUCCUUUACCGUCAACCCGCAGGGGCAGCGUAGCUUCCAAACCGGAGAGUCCAGAGAGGAAGGCAGAGCUGGAGCAGCUACAGCACAGGCUCCAGGAGAGGAGAGCGGCACAAAGGAGAGAUUCAGGAAGAGGAGUCCUAGGAAACACGUCUUCAGCACAUAUACACACAAACACACACACACACGCACACACAUACACACUCUGAGAGGCAGGAAGAAUCCUUGGACAUGCUCUGCAAGCAGUGGCUGUGGAGAGACUGCCCUGCUGCUGCUUUCCUCCUUUGUUACAUCUGGUGGAUCUACCAGGCUCUAUGGUUAGAUGAACUGCACGGUUUGCGGUACGCGCUGCAUUUGGAUGCAGUGACCUUGUCAAAGCCAGCGUUAGAGAUUACUGCCGACAUCGUGGAAGAGGUGGAUCGGUCAGAGAUGAUUCCUCAUGAAGUCUAUGGAGCUCAUUUUCUGAGCUGGAGUGACUCCGUCUUCUCUGGUCUGAGACCUGGAGCUGUGUACCAGUGAAAACCAAGAGAGUCAGAGCCACACAGUGCACAGAGAGGCCAGCCUCUGCACAUAACCACUGAGUGGAGGUGAGAGAGCGAGAAAGCGACCUCAGAGGAGCUUAGACGUUGUACUGGGAAAUAUUAAAACCACGCUGGCACAAUGAAAUCCAACCAGGAGCGGAGUAAUGGAUGCCUGCCUCCUAAGAAGCGUGAGAUCCUCGCUCUGGAGCAGAGGCCAGUGGUAGUAGCCGCUGCUACGCCACCAGCCGCAGUGGUAAAUGAUAGUCCCCACACAGAGAACUUAGCGUGGCUGGCAAGUGUAGCCAGUGAGCGCUGCAAAUCUAGGGAUGCAGAGAGCCCAAGAUGUCCCAUCUCCUCUACUUCCUCCUCCUCUCCUUCCACCUCUGUUCCUUCCUCAACCACUCCUCUUUCUGCAGUGCCCCUGGCCUCUCUACCUGCAGUUUACCCCACAGCCCUUCCCCAGCAGGCCGGGACUAUCCAGUUUGCUCAGCUGGGACCCAACGUUCAGUUCAUCAGUUCUGGGCCCUAUGCCGGCUACAUCUCCUCUCACAUCAUCUCAACAAACGCUAGCUCUGUGCCUAAUAGCACUAACAUAGUAGGACAGCGUCCGCAGCUGGAUGGUUACACCACUGCCCUGAUCUCCCCCAACACCAAAGGGGAGCAGCAGUUUCAAAUAGGCCUCUCCCCGACAGAACUGGCACCUGUGUCGCUACCAAGCUCUCCCCAAGUCACCAGCCAGUACAUCCACCUGGACAGCAGAACACCUCUGACUGUCAGCGGAAACUCUGUCACCUCACCCACGGCGCACCUCCAGCUCCACCCACACACAGCCGUCCUCCCUCAAACACUUACUCUUGCUCCCUCCCAGCUGGUGGUUCAGUAUGCGGAUGGUUCAGUUGGAAAGAAACCAGAGGGGCAUGCUAAGAGUGUACUUAACGGGGAAUUGGAGGUUGUCAAACAGGCAAAAGCCCACAGUCAGGCAGCAAACCAUCAGCAGGUCCAGAGCUAUGAGGCCAGACAUAUACUCCUGCCUGCAGACUAUGGCCAAAAUCCUGCAGGACUCCAGACCUCCUUGGUGCUGGUGGCCCAUCCUAACCAUGGAGCUGAACAUGAAGCUGGCUCAAAUAAGAUCUCCUUAGUCCAGACUGAGAAAGGAGGCAUCUGCUUGGGGAAACCAGUGUCCAGAUCUUCUUCUUUCACCUCCCUCUCCUCCUCAGAGGUGGUGAAGUCUGUUGCUCCUCAUACAGUCAUCCAGACCACUCUACCCCCUGAGGAGCUGCCACCCAGUCUCUAUUCCUCCACACAGCCGCCUAUCAUUGGUUACAUCACCAGUGCGAAUCAGCAUGCUGUCAGCUACCACGCUGCACUGCCCCAGCAUCUGGUCAUCCCAAGUGGCCAGUCCCUCCUCAUCCCAGUCAGCAGUGCCAAUAACGGCACAGAAAUAGAGGUUAGUCGUACUGUCAGCGCCCUGACUGCUACCACUACCCCUCAAAUAUCCACCGCCAUGCCACAUGCCUAUCUGGCCACAGCCCUGUCCAAGUGUGAGGCGCUCGGGCCAGAUGGAAAUCAACCACCCCCUGCUGUCGCACAGGCUCCAGUGCUGCCGGUCCUGCCCCCAAACCCGGCUCCUGCAGUGGUGGCAGCUCCCUCCCCAACUCCUGCUCCUGUUCCAGCCCCAGCCCCUGUUUCCAUCCAAGCCUCCCCCUCCAUUUCCUCCUCCUCUUCCCCUGUGGCACUUCCUCCGUUCUUCAUGCGAGGCUCUAUCAUCCAGCUGGCUGAUGGGGAGCUGAAGCGCGUGGAGGACCUCAAGACAGAGGACUUCAUCCAGAGCGCUGAGAUUAGCAGUGAGCUGAAGAUUGACUCCAGCACUGUUGAGCGUAUUGACAGUGGGCAAACUCCCAAUGCUGUGGUCAUACAGUUUUCUGUGGGAGAGCUCAAAGCACAGGUGUGUGUAGAGGUGCUGGUGGAGUACCCCUUCUUUGUAUUUGGUCAGGGCUGGUCGUCCUGCUGCCCAGACCGGACCACCCAGCUGUUUGAGCUGUCCUGCGCUAAGCUGUGUGUGGGCGAUGUGUGUGUGUCGCUGACCCUCCGCGGCUUGAGGAGUAGUUCGGUAACAGACAGCCAGGCUUUGGGGACUAAGCUGAAGUCGAGUCACCUCUCUGACUCCUGUCACAAUGUGGAUGCCGCUGUAAGAAACAGUAUGAGUCCAAACGCUGCAGGCAGUAACAGUGGCCUCCUAAUGAAGGCUUCCAGUGCAGACAGGCUGGAGAGGGAGCAGGUAACUGGACCAGGACCAGGACUAGAGCUACCACCAGGACUGGGACUACUUCCAGGACCAGCGGAGGGGAUCUAUGGAGCUGGACCAAUGUUGACAGUCUCGGGAACUGGAGAAGUAAGACAGGAAUCAGUGAAAACAGACAUGCCUGCGCUUAACAAAAUACAAUGUGGUGAUCCAGAGAGACCCUCAGUCCGGAAGAGACGCUGGUCAGCUCCGGAGAGAGACCAGACUGAGAGAGCUGAGGAGGAACCUCCUCUGACUCUGCCCAAACCCUCUUUUGUCCCUCAGGAGGUUAAAAUCAGCAUAGAGGGCCACUCCAGUACCGGGAGUGAAAGGUGCUUGAACAAAAGAGUAGACUGUUGAGAGAACUUUAAGGAAUUUUAAAUACCAGUGGUUUGCUUUGUGUUUAUCCCCUCUCUUUUCUCUCUAUCCAGACUACUGUAAUAUAGACUGAGUUUACACAGUAUUUACAUGUUUUCUUUUCUUUCACUUAAGUCUGAUAUCUACGAUGAAGUACAGUAGAGCACCUUCAUAAGUGGUAUCACACAUGAGAUCAGUGCAAUCAAUGCUGAAAGCAAAAAUGAAUGCAGCGUGAAUGUUGAGUAUGAAUGGCAGUCAGUCACCUGAGAGACGUUUUACUUUGACAUUUGAUCUCUUUUGUCAUGUGGCUUGAACCUGUUGAAUGCAGAGCAGUCAACCAUUCCUCUUAUCACAUGAACAAGCACAGACCCCGAUGUCAGCAUGUGGAAAGUGGGUGCCCAUAUUUUGACCCUUUCUUUGUUUCGCUGUUAAAUUGCUUUGUUGUUAAUUUCAAUAACAAUGCUCAAUCAUCACGGCUGUGAUUUACCCUGCCUUGUGUGUCCGAUGAGGAUUUUGAGUUUUCUGUUAUUAAUUUAGUUUUCAUUUUCAUACCAUAACAGAUGUGUGCUACCACUGUUGGGUUGUGCCACUUUGUCUCCACAUGUAUGUGCCUGUGUGUUGGUUUUGUGUGUGUCAGGUGUGUGUGUGGCUGGUAGCUGUGAGCUCAGUUGUCUGUGCAGCCUGCAAAUAUAAAAAAGUGAAAAGGCCUGAAUGUAAACCACUGAAUUUGUCCUCAGUACUGACUCAUGACGUCAUGUGUGUGUCGUUUCCUGCACCAGUGACGAGUAUAUGCUGAGAAUUUCAUACCAAUGCUUUUGCAAUAUGUGGGUGACAGCAGUUGCACAUGGGUGCAUUCCUCUGAUGAAGUUCCUCAGUCAACUUUACAUUGAUAGCUUGUUAGCAAAGUCUGGUAAUUCCUUUCAAGGAUAGCAUGUGUUUUGUCUUUUACCCUGGCUGCUAUCUGCAGCAUUUCAAAUAUGUACAAAAAGGGAAAAAAUAUUUUGGUCUAAUACCUCUGGAUGGGUUUUUAGCUAAUCUUUGUAUGGACUCAGCCCGCAUACUGCAAUAUAGCUACUGUAAUUAAUAGUUUUUUUGGCCACUUGGGGGCAGCACAGCAAAUGGUAAACAUAACAUUGAGAUAUAUAUACAUAUAUAUAUACCUUUUAAAUUUGAUAUGGCAAAUUUGUUAGCCAACAAUUGCGUAAUGACACAUCCAGCAGACACAGAGCAACAUUUGCAUUCAUCUGGAGUCAUGUUUCAGGUAGCCUGAUGAAUCAAAGUCCAGCUCAUCCUACUUUUAGCUCUGUUUCUGCUCUGAGGGAAACAUCUGGCUCUGAAGUCACACAAUUCUCCAUUACUUUUAGAGCUUCUUUACUGAAAACAACUUCCUGCUGCAGCUAGAAAUUUGGUUGAUGAGUGUGAGCCAAAAUAGUAAAAGUUGUGGGCCAUAAAACCAAAACAAUGAAAAGAUGAAAGAUGAUAAGAAAAGAGGAACUGUUGAGUUCGCUAAUAAUUUUCUAUGGAUUCAUCACCACGAGCGUCCCCUUUCACGUUACACAGUGCCAUCUGACCCACUGUCAAUAUAGAAGAGCAACUUUAAAUGCAAACACACCAUAAUAUAAAAAGAAAAAAAAAUCAAAAACAUGACAUAAUAAUUACUUAUUGAUGGAAAAAUGUUAACUUCCCAUUCUACUGAUGUAUCCUGUCGCUUUCUUUACAGAAACUAUGGCCUUAGAUAUAUACAUACCUGGUUCACAGCAGCACAUGGUUUUUAGGGUUUUACCGUUAAAACCUAUUUUCCUCAAUGAUGGUAUGCCUUUGUUAAGUCCAUACCUGGUAUAUCAGAGUACUGCUGUUUUGAUUAAAACAGCUUUCUUUCUGUUAGUAGAUUUGUUUCUUAGAGUAGAGCCAAAAUAAAAACCCUACAGUUCAUACUCAGGAACAGUAUGUGUCUGUAUGUAUGUGUGGUGUGUAUGUGUGUAUGUGUGUAGGUCUGUGCAUGUCCACAGUCACAUGUGUAUGUUCUGAGCAGCAGCACUUUGAUGAAGCAUCCAGCAGGAUUGUGGUGUUGGUGGCGGUGGUGGUGGUGCCCCUGUUCCUCAACUAUUAGAUAUAACGGGAAUAAUAAACUGACUGUUUCUCAUCAUAUUAUGUCCUACAGGUUUAUCCAUGAGAAAAAAAACAAUAUAUACCGGGACAGGGAAUGUAAACACACAUCGGGCAAACUAUCUCAACUUUAUUUUUGAUGAAUGAUAGAGCUACUAUUCAGAAAAAGAAAGAGAGAGUUGUAGAGUUAACUAGCCAGCUAGUGUCGAUCAUGUACAGCAAAUUGUAUCCCAGAAAGUGUACAGUUGUGUGUAUAGAUAUUCUAACCCUUAUGUAGCCUAUGUACUGUAUGUGCCACAGCGCCUCCUUCUUCAAUCAUUCCAUUAACUCACCAAUAUCAAGUGAUUCUGCUAUUGUUCAUUGUCAGUUCAGGUAUUGAUCUAAUGUUCAUGAAUGUGCUACAGUUCUUUGGGAACAUCUGCAUAAUUUGGCCUCCUCAGAAUUGAAUUUGACUUGCACACUGUAACAUACAGUAUGUGUGAAUAUGAACUGCAGUUUAUCAUAAUAGCCAUUAACCUUUUAGAGCUCCUGAAAGGUGUUUUGUUGUAAACCCAGUAACCAGACUGUUCUCUGUCUAUGUGUGUUUGAUUGCUCAGGCUAAACACUGCCCAGUGACUGUUCUCCUCCAAAAAGAUGUGGUCUUAUAUUCCUCACUUUUACAAAGUAGAGCUACUGUUUCAUCAAUUUGUCUUUGUAGCCAUUCUUCUCUGUGUGAGCCUGGCCCGUGUUUGUACUUUCCUUAAAGGAAUUGUUAUUUUUCAAAUACAGACCUGAAAUGACA